This is a messenger RNA of Capsaspora owczarzaki ATCC 30864, 1203 nucleotides long. RefSeq lists its product as hypothetical. Gene Ontology annotation, biological process: DNA integration. The coding region runs from base 1 to 1203 and encodes 400 amino acids. The transcript has 2 exons. Gene Ontology annotation, molecular function: nucleic acid binding. The record is from RefSeq and is a predicted model, not a curated record. NCBI's taxonomy places the organism in Eukaryota, Filasterea, Ministeriida, Capsasporidae.
AUGGUGAAGCAUGCGAGGCACGCACCAUACGGUCUCUUGACUCCGAUUGAGGCCGCAGACAAGCCUUUCGGCGACUGGUCCAUCGACUUUGUGACCGGAUUACCAGAUUCUCAAGGGUUUAACGCAGUCAUGGUCUGCAUCGAUCGACUGACUCGAGUUGCACAUUUCAUUCCGACGACAAAGUCUGUCACGGCGGAGGAAUCGGCUCAGUUGUUCCUGGAAAAUGUCGUGAAGCUGCACGGCGUUCCGGUUCGUGUCUUGUCUGAUCACGGACCUCAGUUCAUUGCAAAGUUCUGGAAGAAGCUAUGGAAGGCGAUGGACAUCGACCUCUCCUACUCUAGCGCGUAUCAUCCACAAGGAAACGGUCUUGUGGAACGGGUGAAUCAAGCGCUGGAGUCAUACCUGCGAGCGUACGUCAGUGAAGCCGAGGACUGGGCAAGACUCCUUUGGUUGUGCGAGUUCACGUACAACAACACGGUGCACGCGGCGAUCCAGUGCAGUCCGUUCAUGGCCAUGUACGGGUUUCAGCCGGAAAUGGAUGAGAUUAACUUCAAGUCGCCGAAGGCACCUCAAACGGCAGCUGAUCGCGUGGAGGAACUCAAGGCACUGCGUUUCUCGUUGAGAGCGAAUAUUCACCGAGCAAACAUGUCCGCAGCCAAGUUCUAUGAUCGACACCACAAGGCAGCACCUCCGAUCACGGUGGGCAGCCUAGUCACAGUUCUGCGUCGCAGUCAGACGGCCGAACAACCGUAUGCCAAGUUGGCGUACGUACGCGAUGGUCCCUUCAAGGUCGUGAAGCAGAUCAAUGAGCGUGCCUUUGAGCUGGAUCUAGGUGAAGCAUCCAGCAAGUCCCGCACCUUCCAUGUAUCUGUCUUGGAAUUGUUUGUCGCUGAUGACGUUGAAGGUCGGAUUCGGCGAGUCCUGCCUCCUGUCAAGGACUGGGACGGCACAGUUCGACAUCGAGUCGAGGCGGUGAUUGAUUCGACUCGUCACAGCGAGAUUAUGUACUAUCGCAUCCGAAGGGUGGGCACCACUGCUCGUGAAGACACCUGGGAGCCGGCCAAAGACGUCCGAAUCCUGUUCAACCCACGGCUAGUCGCACGCCCGCUGCUCCAGCUGGCCAAGCUCCACCUCAAGCUAGUGCGUCACCCGUUGCUACGCGCUCAGUGGCAACCCCAUCCGCAGUUGCUGCACGUUCCGUAG